This is a messenger RNA of Kalmanozyma brasiliensis GHG001, 1128 nucleotides long. Its product is annotated as JAB/MPN domain protein. Lineage: Eukaryota; Fungi; Basidiomycota; Ustilaginomycetes; Ustilaginales. The coding region runs from base 1 to 1128 and encodes 375 amino acids. The record is from RefSeq and is a predicted model, not a curated record. Gene Ontology annotation, biological process: protein deneddylation. Gene Ontology annotation, molecular function: deNEDDylase activity; metallopeptidase activity; protein binding. The transcript has a single exon. Gene Ontology annotation, cellular component: cytoplasm; COP9 signalosome.
AUGGCGUCCUCCUCAUCCGCCUCUGCGGGACCAUCCUCCUCGAUGGCCUAUACCAACUUCGAGCUCAACAACUCGAUCCUCCCGCUCUCCUCCUCGACCCUCGAUUCGAUCUUCGCCUACGACACCGAAGAGCAACGCUCCAUCCUCCGCGCGCAACCGUGGAAGACGGACCCGCACUUCUUCACAAAGGUCCGCAUCUCGGCCGUCGCUUUGCUCAAGAUGGUGAUGCACGCGCGCUCGGGCGGGAUCUACGAAAUCAUGGGUCUCAUGCAGGGCAAGAUCGAUGUGGCCAACCGAACGCUCUAUGUGAUGGACAGCUUUGCCCUUCCGGUCGAGGGGACGGAAACCCGCGUCAACGCGCAGAACGAAGCUUACGAGUACAUGGUGCAGUAUCUGGACGGUUCCAAGUCCGUGGGAAGGCUGGAGAACGUUGUUGGCUGGUACCACUCGCAUCCGGGAUAUGGGUGCUGGUUGAGCGGUAUCGACGUCAACACCCAACGCACGAACCAGACGUUCCAGGACCCCUUUGUGGCGAUUGUCAUCGACCCCAAUCGCACCGUCUCCUCCGGCAAAGUCGAUAUUGGCGCCUUUCGAACCUUCCCAGAAGGCUACACCGCCCCGACAAACCCGGGUUUGGGGGAGACGAGCAUCCCCCAAUCCAAGAUCGAAGACUUUGGCGUCCACGCAAGCCAGUACUACCCGCUCGAGGUAGAACACUUCAAAUCCUCCCUCGACGGCAAGCUGUUGGAGCUGCUGUGGAACAAGUAUUGGCAAAACACCCUGUCCCAAUCUCCCCUGGUGGUGGGGAGGCGGUAUACGACGGAACAGGUGCGCGAUUUGGGCGAGAAGCUCGAACGCGCCCACGCCGGCGUGCAGGGUCGACACAGUUCGAGCAGCAUCCCCUUCGCCCCCACGCCCGUCCCCAAGCCAGACAGCGCAGAAGAGGGGAAGGAAAAGGAAAAGGGCAAAGCAGCGGAAGAUCCGGCAGACUUGAUAGCAGACAUGCAAAAGCGAUCAACCACCUCGACUCUCGCCCGAGCCGCAAACGACGCCGCCAAGAUCAGCAGCCAGGCCAAUCACGGGUUGAUGGCUAUGCAGCUCAAAAAGGCACUCUUCAACGGCGUGUAG